Molecule: messenger RNA, 2275 nt
Organism: Suricata suricatta (meerkat)
Lineage: Eukaryota; Metazoa; Chordata; Mammalia; Carnivora; Herpestidae
Gene: DDX56
Product: DEAD-box helicase 56
Exons: 14
Coding region: 381-2021 (546 amino acids)
Cellular component (GO): nucleolus
Molecular function (GO): RNA helicase activity; ATP binding; nucleic acid binding
Source: RefSeq, a predicted model, not a curated record
CGCCAGUCCCCCGGUGGAAGCAGUGCUGGCAGGACUCCUAGGGCGAGGCUGAAAGAGACACUGCUAACUGAAGGUGGAGCCACAGGCAACAACAGCUGACUGGCAGCGGGUCCGGGCCCGUGGUGGGCGGGCAGAGGCGGGUACGGAGGAGACCCCACUGCAGUCCACGCAGGCCCGCCUCCGUCCCCGGGAUUCUCCGCCCUGUCGGGCCUGAGGACGCGCAGCUCUGCUGGUGGGUGACCCCGGCCCAGGCGGACCACCGCAGCCUCACAGCCCGGCCGGAGCGCCGGAAGCCCAGGCCACAGCACUUCCGGGGGCGCGUCCUCGCGCAGUCGCGCUCUGAUUGCCGUGCAUGCCCGCUGGCGUCGUAGAGCGGUAGCAUGGCGGACCCCGAAGCGCUGGGAUUCGAGCACAUGGGCCUCGACCCUCGGCUCCUGCAGGCCGUCGCCGACCUGGGUUGGUCGCGCCCCACGCUGAUCCAGGAGAAAGCCAUCCCGCUAGCCCUGGAGGGGAAGGACCUCCUGGCUCGGGCGCGCACGGGCUCGGGGAAAACGGCCGCUUACGCCGUUCCGAUGUUGCAGCUACUGCUCCACAGGAAGGCGACUGGCCCUGCGGUAGAGCAGGCUGUGAGAGGGCUCGUGCUGGUGCCCACCAAGGAGCUGGCGCGGCAGGCCCGGACCAUGAUUCAGCAGCUGGCCGCCUACUGUGCUCGGGACAUCCGGGUGGCUGACGUCUCAGCUGCUGAAGACUCAGCCUCUCAGAGAGCUGUGCUGAUGGAGAAGCCUGACAUCAUAGUGGGGACCCCAUCUCGCAUCUUAAACCACUUGCAGCAAGACAACUUGAUCCUUCGAGACUCCCUGGAGCUGCUAGUGGUGGAUGAGGCUGAUCUCCUCUUCUCCUUUGGCUUUGAGGAGGAACUCAAGAGUCUGCUUUGUCAUUUGCCCCGGAUUUACCAGGCUUUUCUGAUGUCGGCUACUUUCAACGAGGAUGUGCAGGCCCUCAAGGAGUUGGUACUGCAUAACCCGGUCACGCUCAAGCUGCAGGAGUCCCAGCUGCCGGGGCCAGACCAGUUAAAGCAGUUCCAGGUGGUCUGUGAGACGGAGGAGGACAAGUUCCUGCUGCUGUACGCGCUGCUCAAGCUCUCGCUGAUCCGGGGCAAGUCCCUGCUGUUUGUCAACACACUGGAGCGGGGCUACCGGCUGCGCCUGUUCCUGGAGCAGUUCGGCAUCCCUGCCUGUGUGCUCAACGGGGAGCUGCCGCUGCAGUCCAGGUGCCACAUCAUCUCACAGUUCAACCAGGGCUUCUACGACUGCGUCAUAGCGACUGACACUGAAGUCCUGGGGGCCCCAGUCAAGGGCAAGCGUCGGGGCAAGGGACCCAAAAGGGACAGAGCUUCUGAUCCGGAGGCCGGUGUGGCCCGGGGCAUAGACUUCCACCACGUGUGUGCCGUGCUCAACUUUGAUCUGCCCCCUACCCCUGAGGCCUAUAUCCAUCGGGCUGGCAGGACAGCCCGCGCCAACAACCCAGGCAUGGUUUUGACCUUUAUGCUGCCUGCUGAGCAGUCCCACCUGGACACGAUCGAGGAGCUCCUCAGUGGAGAGAAUGGGACUCCUGUCCUGCUUCCCUACCAGUUCCGCAUGGAGGAGAUCGAGGGCUUCCGCUAUCGCUGCAGGGACGCCAUGCGCUCGGUGACCAAACAGGCCAUCCGGGAGGCGAGGUUGAAGGAGAUCAAGGAGGAACUUCUGCAUUCGGAGAGGCUCAAGACAUACUUUGAAGACAACCCCCGGGAUCUCCAGCUGCUGCGGCACGACCUGCCCUUGCACCCCGCUGUGGUGAAGCCUCACCUUGGCCACGUCCCUGACUAUCUGGUCCCUCCUGCCCUGCGCGGUCUCGUCCACCCUCACAAGAGGCGGAAGAAGGUGGCCUCUAAGAAGGCCAAAGUUAAGGCGAGGACCCGGAACCCACUGCGCAGCUUUAGGCACAGAGAGGAGAGCCGCAGACCCGCAGCUGCACCUCCCUGAGUCCACGGGAGCAGUCCAGGGUCUCGAGGGGCUUCUUCAGGGGCCAAGCAGGGAGCAGGCCCGGCUUCCCGCCCUGGAAGGACCGGAUCGCAGGACUGGCAGACCCAUGGUGGUUGGGGUUCCUGGUCCCGCCAGGCUGGCAUUUUGUUGCUUGAUAGAAUAAGGACUCUGACCUGCGCUUCCUGUAUCAGGGAAGGGAUGCUCAUCUCUGGAAGCCUUGGGAAUUAAACCUUGUCCAGGAGGAGGCACCUGGC